GAGUUUAUAUGUGCACCAAACUUUAGUUUGCUGAGAGAAUAAAGGUUGAGACCCAGCAUGACUAUGCCAGCUAAUCGGACCUCUCCCCAGAAAUCUCUGGGCCUGGCUCCAGAGGAAUGUGGCAGCUCAUGUGAGGGAUCAGUGUCCUUCAGUGACGUGGCUGUAGAUUUCAGCAGAGAGGAGUGGCAGCAAUUGGAUCUUGAUCAGAAAAACCUGUACCGGGAUGUGAUGCUGGAGACCUAUAGCCACUUGCUCUCAAUAGGAUAUCAAGUUCCUGAAACUGAGGUUUUCAUGUUGGAACAAGGAAAGGAGCCAUGGGCACUGCAAAGUGAGGGCCCAUAUCAGAGCUGUCCAGAAGAAUUGUGGCAGAUUGGUGACCAGAUUGAGAGCUAUCAUCAGAGAGAAAACAGAUCUUUAAGAAAUGUGAUUUUCAUCAAGAAAGUAUUGACUAUACAGAGGGAUUAUGCAUAUAAGGGCAUAAGAAAAAUAAUUCAUGUGAGCCAAAACAUUCCUUCCCCAAAGAGACCUCAUCAUCAAUGUGACUUAUUUGGAAGUGCUUUAAGCUAUAAUUUAGAUUUAUGCAAUCAUAAUAGAAACAGUGGAUCAAAGAACAUUAGUAAGAUUACUGAAUAUAGUAAAAUUUCCUCCUAUACUAAACAAGAGUAUACUCCAAGAGGAGAGAAAUUACAGGACCAUAAUCAAUGUGGAAAAAUUCUCAGCUAUAAACAACCACCCUCUCAACAUCAGAAAAUUCAUACUGUGAUGAAAUCUUAUGAAUGUCCUGAAUUUGGAAAUGCCUUCACUCAGAAGUCACAACUCAAGGUACAUCUGAAAGUUCAUACAGGAGAAAAACUCUAUGUAUGUAUUGACUGUGGGAAGGCUUUUGUACAGAAGCCAGAAUUGAUCACUCAUCAGAGAACUCAUACUCGAGAGAAGCCCUAUAAGUGCAGUGAAUGUGGGAAAGCCUUUUUCCAAGUAUCUUCUCUUUUCAGGCAUCAGAGAAUUCAUACUGGAGAAAAACUCUAUGAAUGCAGUGAAUGUGGGAAAGGCUUCUCUUAUAACUCAGAUCUUAGUAUACAUCAGAAAAUUCAUACUGGAGAGAGACACCAUGAGUGCAGUGACUGUGGGAAAGCAUUCAUACAGAAGUCCACACUCAAGAUGCAUCAGAAAAUUCAUACAGGUGAGAGAUCCUAUAUAUGUAUUGAAUGUGGACAGGCUUUCAUCCAGAAGACCCACUUGAUUGCACACCGAAGAAUUCACACUGGAGAAAAACCAUAUAAAUGCAGUAACUGUGGGAAGUCCUUCAUUUCCAAGUCACAGCUGCAGGUACAUCAACGAACUCACACAAGAAUGAAACUGUCUAUGUGCAGCGAAUAUGGAAAGGUUUUCAACAGUAAUUCCAACCUCAAUACACAUAAGAAGGUUCAAAUUAGAGAGAAAUCUUCCAUAUGUACUGAAUGUGGUAAGGCGUUUACCUACAGGUCAGAGUUGAUUAUACAUCAGAGAAUUCACACUGGAGAAAAACCUUAUGAAUGUAGUGAUUGUGGAAAAGCCUUCACUCAGAAGUCUGCACUCACAGUGCAUCAGAGAAUUCAUACAGGAGAAAAAUCAUAUAUAUGCAUGAAAUGUGGUCUAGCCUUCAUCCAGAAGGCACACUUGAUAGCACAUCAAAUAAUUCAUACAGGAGAGAAACCUUAUAAAUGUGGUCACUGUGGGAAAUCCUUUACUUCCAAGUCACAACUCCACGUGCAUAAACGAAUUCACACAGGAGAGAAACCCUAUAUAUGCACUAAAUGUGGGAAAGCAUUCACUAACAGAUCAAAUCUCAUUACGCAUCAGAAAACUCAUACGGGAGAGAAAUCCUAUAUAUGUCCUAAAUGUGGCAAGGCCUUCACUCAAAGAUCAGACUUGAUUACACAUCAGAGAAUUCAUACUGGGGAGAAACCUUAUGAAUGCAGUACAUGUGGAAAAGCCUUCACCCAGAAAUCACACCUCAAUAUACACCAGAAAAUUCACACUGGAGAGAGGCAGUAUGAAUGCCAUGAAUGUGGGAAAGCCUUCAACCAGAAGUCAAUACUCAUUGUGCAUCAGAAAAUUCAUACAGGAGAGAAACCCUACGUGUGUACUGAGUGUGGGAGAGCUUUCAUCCGGAAGUCAAACUUUAUUACUCAUCAGAGAAUUCAUACUGGGGAGAAACCUUAUGAAUGCAGUGAUUGUGGGAAAUCCUUCACCUCCAAAUCUCAGCUCCUGGUGCAUCAACCAAUUCACACAGGAGAAAAACCAUAUGUGUGUGCUGUAUGUGGGAAAGCCUUUAGUGGCAGGUCAAAUCUCAGUAAACACCAGAAAACUCAUACUGGAGAGAAGCCCUACAUUUGUUCUGAAUGUGGAAAGACCUUCAGACAAAAGUCAGAACUGAUUAUACACCAUAGGAUUCAUACUGGAGAGAAACCUUAUGAAUGUGGUGAUUGUGGUAAAUCAUUUACUAAGAAAUCACAGCUCCAAGUGCAUCAGCGAAUUCAUACAGGAGAGAAGCCUUAUGUGUGCACAGAGUGUGGAAAGGCCUUCACUGACAGGUCAAAUUUGAAUAAACACCAGACAACACACACUGGAGAUAAACCCUAUAAGUGUGUCGUCUGUGGGAAAGGCUUCGUUCAGAAAUCAGUGCUCAAUGUGCAUCAGAGUAUUCACACUUGAGAUAAACAGGCUGAGAGAAACCUCAGUGAGAUCAGAUCUGAUUUUAUAUUAUGGAAUUUGUGCAGCAGAAAAUAUGCAUAUUUUCUUAAGUAGAUAUGCUCCAUCAGAAUGUCACAUAUUUGUAUACAGAAGAGGACUUCUGAAAGGGCCCUGAAAGAGAGGGCCCCUUUCCACAUUGUCACCAGCCUCAGUAAACCCUGAGGCAUUUAUACUGAGAAGGAACUUUGUCAACUUGGUACAUCAGUAGAAUUUUUCUCAUGAAAACUGUAAUGGAACACUGUUACCAAAUUCUGCACUGAAAACAUUAUGUGAAGUCAUGUUAAUGAUAACCCUGUUUACUGUGGAAUAGGUAACAUGCCAGUAAGUUGAAUGGUAGAACAACAUAAUAUAUAUGAUAAUAAU
Molecule: messenger RNA, 3096 nt
Organism: Cervus elaphus (red deer)
Lineage: Eukaryota; Metazoa; Chordata; Mammalia; Artiodactyla; Cervidae
Product: zinc finger protein 585A-like
Exons: 4
Coding region: 58-2694 (878 amino acids)
Biological process (GO): regulation of DNA-templated transcription
Source: RefSeq, a predicted model, not a curated record